AUGAACGCCCUCACCGAGGCCAGGAGAGCCAACAGGAACACGGAGCGCGUCCAGAUCAAGGAGGCCACAGAGACACGCACCAUCCUCUUCGAGUGGCCGCUCACGAAUCUCAAGUCCCACUUCGACUCGUCAAAGUCCGAUGCAAAGUCCAAGGUCAUCAAGUCGGUCCCCUUUGGAGGUGGCAGGUGGACCGUCCUCUUUUACGCGCAGUCCGGCAUCGACCAGUUCUGUUCGCUCUACCUCAACGCCGAGCCGUCACAGGAGGAAAGGAACCAGGCCGUCGAGUACCGCGGCCCAUCCACGCCGGGCGAGAGCGGCGCGGUCAAGGAGGACAAGUGGGCCAGGGAGGGCCUCUACGGCUUCACCUUCCAGAUCCAGACCAUCGACCGGGCCACCAUCCUCGGCACCAAGGAGGCCCACGACCAUGCCUUUUCCGACAAGACCUCGAACUGGGGCUGGGCCCAGUUUGCCAAGCGCGACGCCGUCUACUACAGCAACUCGGCAGUGAGGGCCGCCGAUGCGUUCCUCAUCAGUGUCAGCGUCACCGACAGCCCCGAAAGGCCGCGCAUCCAGCGCUCGCUCGGCCACACUGUCCCGCCGGUCCUUGUCCAGGCUAUGGGCUCGCUGCUCGACGAUCCGGACCACAGCGACAUCGUAUUCGUCAUCCACCCCCGGCGCCGCACGCCCAAUGGCAACCGGCGCCCCAAGCAGAAGGUCUACGCCAUCAAAAAGAUCCUCGCGGCAAGAUGCGAGUACUUUCGCGACAUGUUCGAGGGCGGCUUCCUCGAAGCCGAGACGGUCGGCACGUCCGACGACGACGACUCGGUCGCCUCACCGCGCUCGUCUCCCUCCAACGACCGUCAGCAGAGCCCGCUUCGCGGCGGAGUCGGGACGCGGGCCUCGCCGGCGUCUGGGGCCCGCCAAGACGGCAAUGACUUCGACGACGACCUCGACGACGACCAGUCUGACGCGAUCCUCGACGAUUCGGACGAGGAGCUCGAGUAUCUCGAAAGUCGGAAACUCGACCUGGCAGCUGGACGUGACCAGUACCUUGGCCGAAAGAGCGGUAUCGCUGGUGGCGCCCACAAUGCCUCGACCGAAGAAGGCUGUGGCCGCCACGGCGACAAUGACGAUGAUGACGACGAUUUUGUCGACGACGACGAAGUCAUCGCCGUCUCUGGCGGUGGCGGGGGCGGGGGCGGGGGCGGUGCUGACCCCGGUGAUGCCAUGGCAACAAUGGGCGAUCAGGACCAGAUCGAGGAGUACAUGGACACGUCGUCGUCCUUUCCCGCGUUUCACCCGGGCUCGCCGAUCCAGCCCCUCUCGGCUGGCGCCGCCUCGUUCAGCGUAAAGGCCGAACCUGGCAGCGAAGGCGUACCGCAGAGGCAGCUCUCGGGCGGCCGCACGCAGCCUAUGGACAAACUCGACGCCUCUGGCUCCUCCGCAGAUCGGGCGAUGGUCCGUCAAAACUCGGUCGGUCAGAACACACGGCCCGAGAUCCGCACGCCACAGAAGCCUCAGCCGACCCAGAAGAGGUCGCGCGCCAACACCUUUGAGACCCACGACAGCAAAAAGGUCGGAUCCAGCUUCGCAUCGCAGAAGAAGCGCCGCAAGGUGGUCGUUCGCGAUUCCGCCUACCUCACCUUCAAAGCGCUCCUCUACUACCUCUAUACGGACACGGUCGAGUUCUCGCCGCUCACAUCGAGCUUCCUGUCGACCGAAGCGGCGGCCGAGGAGUCCAGCUCCGGCAGCGGCGUCUGCAUGGCCAAUGGGGACGUGCGCUGGGGCAGCAGCAGCACAGAUGUCUUCAACGACGAGAUGCGAAAGGCACACGCGAUGCGCAAGGAACACAUCGACAUGUGGUGCGCACGCUUCCCCGACAAGCCCGUCCCCUGUUCGGCCAAGGCCAUGUAUCGCCUGGCCGACAAGCUGCAGAUCACCGACCUCAAGCGACGCGCGCAGGAGCACAUUGCCAACAGUCUGACGGUCAAGAACAUUGUCUGGGAGGUCUUUUCCGGCUUCAACACGCAGUUCAAGGACAUCCGAAAGAUCGAGACCGAUUACCUACUCAAGCACUGGAAGGAGGUGAAGAAGUCGAGGGCGAUGAAGACGAUCUUCUUCCGCUCCAGCGCGCACCCGGGCCUCGCAGAGGUGUGGCCUUACCUGCUCAGCCAGCUCGAGUACAAGGCGACGCCCGACGAGGGCGCCAUCGAGGCCUCGGACAGCGAGUGA
Molecule: messenger RNA, 2232 nt
Organism: Pseudozyma flocculosa PF-1
Lineage: Eukaryota; Fungi; Basidiomycota; Ustilaginomycetes; Ustilaginales; Ustilaginaceae
Exons: 5
Coding region: 1-2232 (743 amino acids)
Biological process (GO): proteasome-mediated ubiquitin-dependent protein catabolic process; regulation of proteolysis
Cellular component (GO): cytoplasm
Molecular function (GO): ubiquitin protein ligase binding
Source: RefSeq, a predicted model, not a curated record